Messenger RNA from Limulus polyphemus (Atlantic horseshoe crab), 3685 nucleotides. RefSeq names its product mitogen-activated protein kinase kinase kinase 20-like. The transcript is spliced from 21 exons. The record is from RefSeq and is a predicted model, not a curated record. Gene Ontology annotation, cellular component: cytoplasm. The coding region runs from base 99 to 2798 and encodes 899 amino acids. Lineage: Eukaryota; Metazoa; Arthropoda; Merostomata; Xiphosura; Limulidae. Gene Ontology annotation, biological process: protein phosphorylation. Gene Ontology annotation, molecular function: protein binding; protein kinase activity; ATP binding.
CUAGGUGGCGCGAAUAUACCCUGAAGAGACCUGAAAAUGGGAUUUUGUCAACAGUUUUAAAGUAUUAUUCAUGUGAAUCUGCACUGGGCUUCAUAAACAUGGCUGCUCAGUGUGGUGAAUUUCUUCCUGUUCCUGUGGUAGAUUCUCAACUUGAAGAUGACAGUGUAGAAGAAGACUUAGAAGUUGUUAAGUCAUCCAGGUCUUCAGAAAUCAAUACAGUCCAUAUGGAGUCUAAUCCAGAGUUCAAUUUAAAAGAGAGUUUUUUACAGUUGUAUAUAUCUACUGAUACACCUUCUUUGCCUAAAUCUGUUAAAGAACAUGAAAUAGAGUCUGACCAAGGUCUUGGAUCUGUUACUAGUGAAAGUUUAAACUUAUGUCCUUUUGUUGAAGUUGAUGUCAGCGAUUUAGAAUUUUAUGAACGAUGUGGUGGUGGAGCUUUCGGCAGUGUGUAUCGAGCUCUGUGGAUUUCUCAAAAGAAGAUAGUUGCUGUGAAAAAGCUCUUGGUCCUAGAGAAGGAGGCCCAAGUCUUGAGUAUUCUCAGCCAUAAAAAUGUCAUCAAGUUUUAUGGAGCAGUGACACAACCUCCAAACUUCUGUAUAGUCACAGAGUAUGCUGAAAAUGCUUCACUUUAUGCAUUCCUCCAAGAGCAAGAUCACAAUUCCAUGCUUAGUUUUGACCGUAUAAUUAACUGGAGUAUUGACAUAGCCUUAGGAAUGAACUACUUACAUGAAGAAGCACCUGUCAAAGUCAUACAUCGUGACCUCAAAUCCAAAAAUGUCGUGAUAUCUGCCAAUUUUGUAGCAAAGAUAUGUGAUUUUGGUGCAUCUCGAUUUUUUGGAAACACUACAAAAAUGUCUCUUGCUGGAACACUUCCAUGGAUGGCUCCUGAGGUGAUUCAAUGCCUUCCAUCCUCAGAAUCCUGUGAUAUUUGGUCAUAUGGCGUGGUCUUGUGGGAGUUACUCACACAUGAAGUGCCUUUUAAAGGUAUUGAAGGGUUCCAGAUUGCAUGGGCUGUGGUUGAAAAGGAUGAGAGAUUGACAAUACCAAGCUCAUGUCCACCAAAGUUUGCUGAUUUAAUGAAACAGUGUUGGAAAACUGACCCUAAAGAACGACCUUUGUUUCGACAGAUUUUAAAACAGCUGCUGUGUAUGAGGAAUGAUGAGAGCUUGUGUAAUGCAGCUUCAUUAUACUUGAGCCAGAAGAAUGUUUGGAGGCAAGAAAUUGAAGCUACACUUCAGUUGAUGAAAAGAGCAGAGAGGGACUUAUCACAAAAACAGAAACAACUGGAAGAGUGGGAAAAUCGACUCCAAGAGAAAGAAGCCCAACUUGAGAGACAAAAGCUUUGCAUGAGACUGUAUGAUCAUGAUGUCCACUCCUGGUCAGAAAAUGAUGUGUACUUAUGGAUGAAACAGCUAAGUAAUGAAGCAAGUUCUAAGGAUUUGGAGCAGUAUGCUGAUAUGUUUUUGGAACAGCACAUCUCUGGAAGAAGGUUGCUUCUCUUGACGCCUGAUGAUAUGAAAGAAAUGGGAGUAAUUUCUGUUGGUCAUAGAAUACACCUUAUGGAUUCUAUUGAAAAGCUACAAAUUCAUAACAAACGAAUGCUAGAAUUUCCCCCUUUACACCAGACUUUUAGAAAAAGCCCCUCCCCAACUUCUGUUCGACCAAAACAUUUUCGUUUGACACUUCUAAUCGGCCAUCAUUUGCGAUUGGGUUCAACCCCUGGUGACCACAAGUGGAAGAUGUAUCUCGAGGUAGAUGAAGAAGAAUCUCCUUUAACAGCUGUAACAUGUAUUAAGGAUGUCAGCUUUGAAUGUAGACAGGCUGGAUUGUCAUUGACAAAGAUCUCACAGCCUCCCUUUGUAAUGGAAAAAUGGUGUGUUGGAAUUUCAAGUGAUCAGGUAGUGACAUGCAUAGUGUCAUAUGAGCCAGUGGUCAAGAAACCACGGUUCACCCGUAUUUUACAUCAACUGACUGACCAUGUAUCUAGUCCACAUCAAAAGGAAGUGACUUUGACUUUUGUCCAAUCUACAAAUACCUGCAAAAGUCCAACACUUGGAAAGUUCGAUAACAGUUGCAAGAGUGGCCAAGUACUUCCUGAUGCUUGGAAAAAUAGAUAUUUAGUAAGUGGGAUCUCAAGAUCAAAACAAGAACAGUCAGGAAGCAGAUCUUGGGCUCAUGUGACAACAAAACAAACUUCUGUAGAGUCUGGUAGUUUUCCCAAAUUGCAAGACAGAACUUCUUUGGGCAAGAAUAACUUCCCUGUUCUUGAGCAAACUAAUAGGAGCAAUGAAACUGACAGUCUGAGUCUGUUUGAUACCAUGAAAUCUUUUGGAUUUCAGUUUUUGAAGGAUAACACAUUUUCAGGAAACACAUCUCAGUUAAGAAAGAAAGGAAAGAAAGUAAUUUUCACUUUACAGACUUCAAGUUCCUCUGAAUCCUUGAGUGGUGAUGUUUCUGGUAAUGCAACCAAAUCAUCAUCAUCAUCUCCACAAAGACGAAACAGCAUGCCUUCCAGACGUCCUGGCAGUCAGAAGCAGAAAUACAAACAUUCAAUCAGUGACACUGGAUUUUCUUGUGGUGCAUCAGACCACAGUAGCUUCUUUGAUGAUACUCAGGUGCAGCCUCACUUUGUUAAAUUUAGUCAAACAAGGAUUAGUCUGAAGAGACAAGUGGAUCGAUUUUCUUCAAAAGAUCAGAACACUUCCUCAAUCUGGGAUCAUCCCUUCAAAUCACGGUUCUGUACAAGGAAUCCAAAACUUAAAUCAGGACGAAAUUGUCGAGAAAUGUCACAGUCUUGAAGGAAGUAUUCUUAUAUCAUAACGUGGAAAGUUAUAGUCCUCAGUUUACCUCAGAACUGAUGCAAGAGGAGGUGUGCAGACUCAUCAAGACUAGGCAACUCUUUACCAGAUGUAAUGGACUUUGUGAUAGAGACUUAAAAAAUAUACUGAAGGAGAUGUGCCAAGAAAGACCAUGUGACUGGGGCAGGUACCUGCAGGUAGUAUUAUUUGCUUACUGAGAAGUCCCAGAAGCAACUACAGGAUUUUCAUCCUUCAAGUGGCUGUACAGAAGAAUGGUACAUGGUCUGAUGCACAUGUUGAAAGAGCUAUGGACAGGAGAAGAAGAGUUAGAAGUGAGGAACACAUACCAGAAUGUCCUGUCAACUCGCUUGAAAGAGCUUCUAUGCAGCUCAAGGCAGUUAGAAGCACUUCUAUAACAAGAAGGCCAAGGUUUGACAUUUCAAGGUCAGACAGAAUGUUUUCAUUCUGCUACUUAAGGAUAACAACAAACUCACCCUGCAGUGGAAAGGACCUUUUGAAGUGUGGGAAGUGGUCAAGAGAAGGGACUAUAAAAUGAAAGUGGAUGGGAAGAUCAAGAUCUACCUUGCCAAUCUGUUGAAGAGCUACUUUGAGAGGGAAGACGACCUCAAGGGUGUAGCUAUUGAGGCACAUAUGGGCAUGGACAUAGAUGUAGAACCAGAAGAUAGUGACUUUGUCAUGGAAGAUGAAAACCUACCAGACCACUGGGUGGAGAUGAGACAUACAAGGACAUCAGCAUAAGUGAAGAACUGACUGACAAGCAGAAGACAGACCUACAAGAGCUACUGUGCCAGUAUGCAGAUAUCUUCACAGAUAGACCAGCCAAAACAGUCUUUGUAUAAAGUGUAAAAAAUAUUGUAAAUAGUUUU